This is a messenger RNA of Rhagoletis zephyria (snowberry fruit fly), 699 nucleotides long. Lineage: Eukaryota; Metazoa; Arthropoda; Insecta; Diptera; Tephritidae. The record is from RefSeq and is a predicted model, not a curated record.
AUGUCGGCUGAUAAAGGUGUGCCUACUGAAAAUGAGAAUUUUUACUCCAAAAGCAAAUUUUACUGGAGGCAAGUGGAAGCGAGCUGCUCGGGCAUGUUGGGCGGAUUUACCAAUGUAAACACCGUUGAUGCUGAUGAGUCCCUCGGACUUCUCAAAAAGAUUCUUGGGCAAGCUACAUUUGAUACACCAUCGCGGGUACUGGAUUGCGGUGCUGGUAUCGGGCGCGUUUCAAAAUACGUCUUGUCUCACUUCUUUGAUGAAAUUGAUCUCUUGGAACAGAAUGAGCUUUUCCUACAACAAUCAAAAAAUUUUAUGGGCGAGAAAUACUCAAAAGUAAAGCAUCUUUUUGCUCAGGGGAUGCAAGACUUUCAGCCUCUACCAGAUGUAAAAUACAGCUGUAUAUGGCUUCAGUGGUGCAUCGGCUACAUCAACGAUGCUGAUUUUGUCAUCUUUUUAGAAAAAUGUGCGCAAAUUCUCACCAAACCCAAUGGUUUUAUUGUGAUAAAGGACAAUGUUACCAGGACAGAUGAAUGCGUCGUCGACGAAGAAGAUGGUUCAGUUGCGCGUUCUGACGAAGCUUUGAGAACCAUUUUUGCUCAAGUUGGCCAACUUCAAGUCAAGUGCGUCGUAAAGCAAAAGAAGAUGCCAAAAGGAUUGUUCCCAGUAAAAAUGUACGUCCUUAAGUUAAAGGAUGAAUAA